ACUGCGCGUGAUGGGUUCGCGUCGCGGGAUUCAGCGCCCAGCCUGGGACUCCUGUUUUCCCGGUUCGGGUGGUCGCGGGAGCCCGGCGCGACCCCCAGCCGUGCGCCCCGCCCCGGCGCCAUGCACUGCGAGGUGGCUGAGGCACACUCGGACAAGAGGCCUAAGGAGGCCCCUGGUGCGCCCGGCCCCGGCCGCGGCCCCGCCAGCCUCGGCGCGCACAUGGCCUUCAGGGUCACCGUGAGUGGCGGCGGCUGCGGGGACAGGGGCCCGCGGGACCUGCUAGCCCGGCCGCCUGCGCCGCCACCGCGCGCCCACGACCUUCUCCGGCCCCGGAGCCCCCGAGACUACGGUCCAUCCAAGGCCGCCGCCGCCGGGAAGGUGAAUGGGAGCUACGGCCACUGCACCCCGAGCUCGGAGAAGAGCCUGCUGGACCUGGACCUUGCUGAGGGCCCUGGCCCCACCUGCUGCCAGGGCCUGUUCCUCCCUGCAGGAAGCCCGCCGCCCCGGGCUCACCCCCAAGCUUGUGAGAGGCUGCUGCAUUUCCCCCACCCUAACAGGUCACCCAGACCCCAGGCCACCUAUGUGAACGGCAGCCUCCCAACCACACAACACAUCAAACAGGAGUCCCUGCCCAACUACCAAGCCAUGGCAGAGGCCCGCACAUCCCUGUCUGCCCACUGUCGGGGCCCGCCGGUCACUGGCCUGCACCCAGACCUGGACCUCCCGGGCCGAAGCCUCGCCACCCCUGCACCUUCCUGCUACCUUCUGGGCAGCGAACCCAGCUCUGGCCUGGGCCUCCAGCCCGAGGCCCACCUCCCUGAGGGCAGCCUGAAGCGCUGCUGCCUCUUGGGCCUACCCCCCACCUCCCCAGCCUCCUCCUCACCCUGUGCCUCCUCCGAGGUCACCUCCAUCAUCCGCUCCUCCCAGACGUCUCUGGUCACCUGUGUAAAUGGACUCCGGAGCCCCCCUCUGGCGGGAGAUCUGGGGGGCUCUUCCAAGCGAGCCCGGCCUGGCCCUGCAUCGACGGACAGCCAUGAGGGCAGCUUGCAACUUGAAGCCUGCCGGAAGGCGAGCUUCCUGAAGCAGGAACCCGCGGAUGAGUUUUCAGAGCUCUUUGGGCCUCACCAGCAGGGCCUGCCGCCCCCAUAUCCCCUGUCUCAGUUGCCACCUGGCCCAAGCCUUGGAGGCCUGGGGCUGGGCCUGGCGGGCAGGGUGGUGGCCGGGCGGCAGGCGUGCCGCUGGGUGGACUGCUGUGCAGCCUACGAGCAGCAGGAGGAGCUGGUGCGGCACAUCGAGAAGAGCCACAUCGACCAGCGCAAGGGCGAGGACUUCACCUGCUUCUGGACUGGCUGCGUGCGCCGCUACAAGCCCUUCAACGCCCGCUACAAGCUGCUCAUCCACAUGCGGGUGCACUCGGGCGAGAAGCCCAACAAGUGCAUGCCGUUUCCACGGUUCUUUCAUGAGUUUGAAGGCUGCAGCAAGGCCUUCUCACGGCUGGAGAACCUCAAGAUCCACCUGAGGAGCCACACGGGCGAGAAGCCGUACCUGUGCCAGCACCCGGGUUGCCAGAAGGCCUUCAGCAACUCCAGCGACCGCGCCAAGCACCAGCGCACCCACCUAGACACGAAGCCGUACGCCUGUCAGAUCCCUGGCUGCUCCAAGCGCUACACAGACCCCAGCUCCCUCCGCAAGCACGUCAAGGCCCAUUCAGCCAAAGAGCAGCAGGUGCGUAAGAAGCUGCACGCAGGCCCUGACACCGAGGCCGACGUCCUGACCGAGUGUCUGGCCCUGCAGCAGCUCCACGCGUCCACACAGCUGGCUGCCAGCGAUGGCAAGGGUGGCUGUGGCCUGGGCCAGGAGCUGCUCCCAGGUGUGUAUCCUGGCUCCAUCACCCCCCAUAACGGACUCGCAUCGGGCCUCCUGCCCCCAGCGCACGAUGUACCUUCCAGGCACCACCCGCUGGAUGCCACCACCAGUUCCCACCACCAUCUGUCCCCUCUGCCCAUGGCUGAGAGCACCCGGGAUGGGUUGGGGCCCGGCCUCCUCUCACCAAUAGUCAGCCCCCUGAAGGGGCUCGGGCCACCGCCGCUGCCCCCACCCUCUCAGAGCCAUUCUCCAGGGGGCCAACGCUUCUCCACACUCCCCAGCAAGCCGUCCUACCCACCCUUCCAGAGCCCUCCACCCCCGCCUCUGCCUAGCCCGCAAGGUUACCAGGGCAGUUUCCACUCCAUCCAGAGUUUCUUCCCCUACGGCGACUGCUACCGGAUGGCCGAACCAGCAGCUGGUGGGGACGGACUGGUCGGGGAGACCCACGGUUUCAACCCCCUGCGGCCCAAUGGCUACCACAGCCUCAGCACACCCUUGCCUGCCACAGGCUAUGAGGCCCUGGCUGAGGCCUCAUGCCCCACAGCGCUGCCACAGCAGCCAUCUGAAGAUGUGGUGUCCAGCGGCCCCGAGGACUGUGGCUUCUUCCCCAAUGGAGGCUUUGACCACUGCCUGGGCCACAUCCCCUCCAUCUACACAGACACCUGAAGGAGCCCCCACCAUGCACCUGCCCGUCCAGCACUGCAGAUGCCACCUUGCCCACCUGCUGUUGCUCCCACCCUCCGUGUACCUAGUGGGAGUGCCAGGCCACAGCCGGAACAGCCAGGCCAUGACCCAGGGGAGCCAGUGCUGCCACACCACCCAGCGCUGCCAGGGAGCCGCCAUCCGAGCCUGAGCUGGGCGCACAGAGGUGCUCGCCAGGAUCCGUGGCCCUGUAAUAUUCCUUCGAUCGUGUCUUCCCGUUCCUCCCCACAGUGGUUUUGAAAUCACAGACCUCGUGUAUAUAAAAUAUGCAGAACUUGUUUUCCAUUCCCCUGCCAGUUUUAUAUUUUUGGUUUUACAAGAAAAACAUUAAAAACUGGAAAGGA
Messenger RNA from Symphalangus syndactylus (siamang), 2912 nucleotides. RefSeq names its product GLIS family zinc finger 1 (gene GLIS1). Gene Ontology annotation, cellular component: nucleus. Gene Ontology annotation, biological process: regulation of transcription by RNA polymerase II. Gene Ontology annotation, molecular function: DNA-binding transcription factor activity, RNA polymerase II-specific; RNA polymerase II cis-regulatory region sequence-specific DNA binding. The record is from RefSeq and is a predicted model, not a curated record. Lineage: Eukaryota; Metazoa; Chordata; Mammalia; Primates; Hylobatidae.